Messenger RNA from Symbiodinium sp. CCMP2592, 1359 nucleotides. NCBI's taxonomy places the organism in Eukaryota, Dinophyceae, Suessiales, Symbiodiniaceae. The record is from the annotation of a GenBank genome assembly.
AUGGUGUGCUCUGCCAAGUCAGGCACAAAAGAAAGGCUGCCAAUUCUUCACGUUGCCUUUUUAUUGGCACUGGAAGGUGCAUAUUUCUAUACUGUGUGCACUAUCUUCAGCUUUGCAGGUGUCCUCAGUGUAGAUCUUGGAUGGGCUCCAGACAACAACGAGGCCGGCUUUGUGGCAGGCUGGCUACAGUCAUCCAAUGUUUGCGGCCGCAUCUUCACGUCUCCGAUGUGGGGCGUGGUUGCUAGCCGCUAUGGUAUCAAGGUGGUGCUUUCUAUAACUUUGGUAUCCAUGUUGAUUGGAUGCAGUCUGUUCGGUUUUUGCACUAACCUCAUUGCAGCGAUGAUUGUUCGCUUCAUAUUCUUUGGGCUUCUCAAUGGCUGGCUGGUGUUAACGGGCCCUUGUGCAGUCGCUGCUGUGGGCCGGGAACGUCAAACGGAGCUUCUUGGAUUGAUCUUCGCCGCCGGAUGUGGCAUGCAGCUGAUCGGCCCUGCAAUCGGAGGUUGGACGUACGGCCUCGUGGAAGAAUUCCCAGCGUUGCUGCCCAGCCUCGUUGGAUGUGCUUUGAGUAUUCUUGCUCUGGUCCUUUUUUCAGGGGUGCACCAGGCAUUCUCACAGGAGCAGCCGGUGGAGAAGGCAGAAGCGGCAGAAGGGGCAGAAGCACCGCUUGCCAAGUCCAAGUCUUUGCUUUUCCAAUGGCCUUUGCCUCUGAUCUUCCUCAUGCGCUUUGCAGGAGGAUGUGCGUCGUAUACCAUGUACGAAGCAGUGCCGCUGUGGCUCAUCUCUGACACCGAGCUGGGUGGAUUCGGACUGACUGAGAAGUCCGUGGGCUCUUUUCUGUGUAGAUCUGGCCUUUGGAACAUCAUCUACUUCACUUGGAUACUACCAUGGUGUUCCAAGAGGUUUGGAAGUCGCUGCUUCUCUGUCGUCACAAGCACCAUUGCGAUAGUCACUGCUUGCAUCUUGCCCUUCUCCGUAAACAUUCCAUCCGCCAAUGUCUUGCACCUCAUCUGGGCUUCGGCCCUGGUGUCUAACAACGUGCUGAAUGCUGCUUUCACGAACAAUGCAGUACCUGUGGAAGACCGUCUCCUGGCAAAUGGUUUCGCAGUGACUGCCGAGACGAUUGGGAAGGCUGUUGGACCAGUGGCGUCUUCAUCAGUCUUCGCAUGGACACUGAGAAAGUGGGGAUGGCACGGACACAGCGUUGUGUUUUUUAUCCUGGCAGGACUUUCCUUAAUUCAAAUUAUUUGUGUCCGUUGUCUUCCAAGCUAUGUGGAGCCUGUCUGCCAGCCGCCUUGCGAUAAAGUGCAAUCCGAAGCUGGUAGUGCCGUAAGCAAUGAAGCUAAGACCCUGGAUGCUUGA